Messenger RNA from Leptomonas pyrrhocoris, 2063 nucleotides. RefSeq lists its product as hypothetical. The transcript has a single exon. Lineage: Eukaryota; Euglenozoa; Kinetoplastea; Trypanosomatida; Trypanosomatidae. Bases 357 to 2063 code for a protein of 568 amino acids. The record is from RefSeq and is a predicted model, not a curated record.
AGUUUGAACAUUCAUUUUCACAGCAGCGUAAAGGAGAAACAGAGAAGAUAACAGGAGAGAAGAGAAGCGACAUCACUUUCCGUUGACCAAGUCGCGUCUCUACUCUCUAUAUACGCAUAUAAAUAAAAGCGUCAGAAAGAAGAAGACCACGGCUCUUUCCGCUCAUCUUUCUCUUGUACCAACAUAUCACCGUACGCAGUGCGUCUGGCAACUCUACUGUACCGCGAAGUACAAGCUGGCGUCGCUGCUUCCGUUUGUCACGCACAUCCACACAAACGUAUUCACCAGUGGCGGUCACGAUCAUUUGCAGCGCUGUCGUCGUUGUGGAAGAAAACAAGACAAAGGGGACACACAUCAUGCUGCCGCAGAAUUUUUUCAACGCAGCCUUCGUUCUGGUCCUGGCCUAUCUGCUGUUUGCCUACACGAACCGCGGCGGUAUCGACCUGCCACGCCCGCUGGACGGCUACUACUUCGUGCCCAACGAAACGCAGAAGCUGCUUGCCGAGGCGAACAAGGAGGCGGCGCGGGUGCUGGCUGUACGCGAGGCCAAGCAAAGUCAGCUCGGUGCCGUCGCCGCCUCCGCAGCCCUCACGCGGUACGGCGUAGCGCUUAAAGACGGCGACGAGGCUCUGGAGGCCACCAUUCAUUACGUCCAUCAGUAUCGACAGCUCGCGACUGGCGCCGAAACUCUGCGUCGGCGCGAGGCACCGAAUCGAAACAAGAAGCACACGGAUGCUGCAUCGCCCGCCGACGUAGACGGUCAGUCCCCUGUUCCAGUGCAGGUGUUUCUGGCCGCCGACAACGGCACUUACUCGGGCAUGCACGAGUUGUACUUCAUCCAAGCCGCUAUGCGCUACAGCACUCCUUUCGAGAUCGACGGCUGUCGCUCUGCUACCUUCGGUUUUCUCGAGAAGCCGCACCGGGACGCGCUGACGUGGAGCGUUCAGAAUCAACAGCGCGGCGCCAACGAAGACGCAUCGAAAGGGUUACGCCACAUUCCCGUGCUGGCAGUAACAACAGGGAUAUACGUGACCAGCUCCGCGGCGUGCACGGCAGCUGUGAUGGAGCUGCCGAUGUUCCACGUGCAGAGCGUCACGCUCAUCGGCACGUCAGGCGCUUCGCCGGUGGUGGGCGGUGGUGGAUGGAACGCGCAGGUACCGCCGGCCCACCGCGCGGUGUCGAGCGAGAAGAACGAGAAGGACACAAACCCCACCUGCCAGCAACAGUGGGCGCCGGACGCGGAGAAGGUUGCCCUGGGCUCUGUCUGCGUCACCUACGGUUCCCUCUUGCAGGAGUGUGGGCACUGCGUGGAGGAAAACGAGCUGACCUCGCUGUGCGCGCGUCCGCGGUGCACAAUGCACAACUCAACGACCUUCUUCGGCCCGUGCAGCUUCCGCCACCCGACCUCGUCCUUCGCGGAGCAGAUGAAGGGGGCGAUGUACCGCCGGCCGUUUCCCACGCCGCCGACGAUCGUGAAGGAGGCCAUGCAGGCCUUCUGGGAGGUGAACGAGGCGGUUCCUGAGUACGUGCUGUCCACCGAGGAAAGCGGUACGGCGAAGCUCAACGCCUCCGAGAUGAUUCUCUCCUACAACCGUGUCCCACCCAAGACGCCGAUACUGCUGAACUGUGCGGAGGUGGUGACCAGCCAGAUUCUCGCCGGCCCACGCUCUGAUAUAUUGUGUCGGCAGUACACGGAGGAGCUGUUUGAGGGCCUCUACCCGGCGAAGGAGCUGUCGUGUGUGCAGUCGAUGGAAGGGGUGGGCGUACUGCACGUCCUGACGCGCGAGUACCCGCACGUGCCCGUAGCGAUCGUGCGCGGGGUGUCCAACUACGACAUGUUUCCCUUGUCCCGCCACGUACACUUGCUGAACCGCACGACAAACGCGAAUCAGGUGGCGCGGGACGAGUGGUACGUGUCGUGGGAUCAGAAGGAGCACUACAUGAGCGACGACAAGUUCCACGAUUUCACCAAGGCUUCGUACCGCUACUCCAUUGAGACGGCGAGCGCGGUGGUGUUGAAUUACUUCUUAAGCGCAGAAACGGGACUGCCGGGGAUGGUGUGA